AUUAAAUGUGAAAAAAAUAUGUUGGUAUGAAACAGAAUGGAAAGAACGAUUGCUCCGCCAGGUUGCUAGGCGGACGACAAUGACCGGAGCAUCGGCGGCGUGCGUUUUCUGCCAAAUUGCUCGUGCUACCACCGCCACCACUCUACUCCACUCCGAUGACAGGGUCGUUGCCUUUCAAGAUAUCAACCCAUCUGCAUACAGGCAUUACCUGGUGAUCCCUGUUGCACACAUUCCAACAGUUAAGGACCUUGAUAGGCGUCCUGAAGACUUUGCAUUGGUGAGUCACAUGUUUCAGGUGGGACAAACUCUGAUGUCGAGAGAUGCGCCUCAGUCCAAACACAGAUUUGGCUUCCAUCAGCCUCCAUUUAACAGUGUUGACCAUCUCCACCUCCAUUGUUUUGCACUUCCCUUUAUACCAAAAUGGAAACAUAUAAAAUACUUGUCAAUGGGACCUCUUGGUGGAUUUAUUGAAGCCGAGAAGUUAUUGGAGAAGAUAACACCAUAAAUCUUUCUUCUUAUUCUUAUGUUACAAUGCCUGGUCUUUCUUCUCGUAGGCAUAUCUCUAAUUUUCAAUUAAUUUAUAAACUAAUAAGUAAAUAGUUACAAAGAUAAGUUCAAAUAUAACAUUAUAUUAUGGGAAACUUGUCCAACAUAUGCUUGAUUGUGGCUUGCUUCAUUAUUGAACAAUUUGUCCAUGCUGCUUUUGUUGUUGUUUGGCUAGACAUAAAGCCAUGGACAACAAAAUUAGGUUAUUGUUUGGCUUUUCAUUUCAUUGACUCAAUAUUGUUUCAUC
Molecule: messenger RNA, 793 nt
Organism: Impatiens glandulifera
Lineage: Eukaryota; Viridiplantae; Streptophyta; Magnoliopsida; Ericales; Balsaminaceae
Product: bifunctional adenosine 5'-phosphosulfate phosphorylase/adenylylsulfatase HINT4
Exons: 6
Coding region: 80-505 (141 amino acids)
Molecular function (GO): catalytic activity
Source: RefSeq, a predicted model, not a curated record